AUGCCGUGGAACAGGGUGUCAUUAAUGAGAAACUCACUAGGGUUGAUGGGAUAUCUGAGAUACCUUGGACUCUUGGGCUUGUUGAUUUUCGAUGGAAUUUCAGAAGUGGAAGCUGUCCCGACCAAGAAGAGCUUGACGGUUCUCUCUUCUACUCAGGUGGCGGCUUUUACCAUCCCAGCGUAUUUCGCCUCAGCAUCAUAUUGUUCACCGGAUAGUAUAACCUCUUGGUCUUGUGGCGACGCAUGCGAAAAUCUAGCAAAACCUACCAUACUUCUCACGGGGGGUGAUGCGGAGGAAAAUCCUCGAUAUUUCGUAGCUAGUACCUCUACUCAAACAUUGGUAGCUAUAUCAGGAACAAAUCCUGCCUCUCCGGAAUCCAUCGGUAUCGACAUUGAUUUCCCUUUUAUCGAUGUUGAUCCGAACAUGUUUCCCGGAGGAGAGGGGUUACAAGUGCAUCAAGGAUUCUACGGGGCUUUUGAGAGGAUGGUAGGGGCUAUAGCUCCCGUUGUUCAAGCCGCCGGAGGAGGAAAUGUGUUGGUUGUGGGACAUUCUCUGGGCGCGACUCGGAAAGUCGAAAAUCAAAGUAAAAUCAAAGUCACGUUGGUAUUGAUUGGAAGAUAUGAUAAGACUGUCGCUAAAAGUCUAGGCGGAGCUUUGACCUUGUUGAUGGCAACUCAUCUACAACAUCUUUUAGGAAGUAACGUGACUGUGGAAGCGAUCGCUUUUGCCGCUCCUAGGGUUGGUAAUCAAGCAUGGGCCAAUUAUGUAGAUUCCACACUGGGUACACGCGCACAACAUCUGAUCAACUUCAACGAUGACGUCCCUCAUGUACCUCCUCGUCCUUGGCAUUUCAGACAAUCUUCCGGUGAAAUUUGGAUUUCAGAAGAUGGAAAAACGUACGUUUCAUGUGAUGGACAAGAGAAUAUACAUUGUUCCGAUUCACUAGAAACGCCUUUGGGGGAAUUAGCUUUGGUGGCUAGUUUCUUGGAUGGGUUGGACCUCCCUCGACAUUUAGGACCGUAUUCGGGUGUGACUAAGGAUAAGAAAUCAAACAUGUCGAACAUCUCACAUGCCGCAGCUAUUGACGAAGCUCAAGUUCAACCAAUAGUAGCGGAUCAUCCUUAUCCUAAUGUUCCUGCGACUGGUGAACCUCAACAAGCUGCUACCGCUCCUGGAACAGGGACGAACAUUUCGGAUUCAUCCGUUCCCGAAAAGAUCCCUUUUAAAGAACAGGUCAAUGGUUACGCUAAGAAAUUCGCUGGGAAAACAUUCCGGAAUCCCGAAGAAAAAGAAUUCGGUGAGAAGAAAUUGAAAGUAAAUCCUUUAGUUUCAGUAUCAAAUUCAAGAUGGAUAUUUUUCAUAGACAAAAUCCAUCAGAGUGUCCAGUUUUUCGAAGCAGGAGUGAAAGCACUCGUAGUAUGA
Tremella mesenterica DSM 1558 is the source of this 1422-nucleotide messenger RNA. RefSeq lists its product as uncharacterized. Gene Ontology annotation, biological process: lipid metabolic process. NCBI's taxonomy places the organism in Eukaryota, Fungi, Basidiomycota, Tremellomycetes, Tremellales, Tremellaceae. The transcript is spliced from 11 exons. Bases 1 to 1422 code for a protein of 473 amino acids. The record is from RefSeq and is a predicted model, not a curated record.